Messenger RNA from Cladophialophora immunda, 4732 nucleotides. RefSeq lists its product as uncharacterized. Lineage: Eukaryota; Fungi; Ascomycota; Eurotiomycetes; Chaetothyriales; Herpotrichiellaceae. Gene Ontology annotation, biological process: protein polyubiquitination. Bases 501 to 4172 code for a protein of 1223 amino acids. The record is from RefSeq and is a predicted model, not a curated record. Gene Ontology annotation, molecular function: ubiquitin protein ligase activity. The transcript has a single exon.
CGCAAAACAGUUCUCGUCUAUGCCGCCAUGAGAACCACUUUCGCCCUCUAGACACCGCACCCACUUCGACUUCGGCCUGGUGGCGAUGAGGUCUGCUCUCGUCUCAUUCCCUGUCGCCCAAAGCACCGCGUGAACGACGCUGAUCGCGCCUGCCCUGCUCCCAGCAGUAUUGUUGGCGUCUGUGACGGGACAAUAUGCUGGGGCUCCUUCUCAUUCUCCUUCACUCCGACCAUCAGUGCUGCGACGCCAUCCCAGGAGAUUGAGUACUGGAUUGACCUGGCAAAUCCGCCUUGCGACUUGCUUUCUAAGCGAAUGAGCAUCGUGACCAAGGCACACUAUACUAUACACCAAACACGCAAACAGCUUGCGCUGCCGCCUAAGCCCGCAGUUUCUGAGACAUCGACUGCGGCGUCCGUGGACCAGAUUUACUAACCCACUCUUAUGAAUACCUCGCUCGCCUCGCCCCAUCACCGAGAUCUGAGGCUCUGUCGCAAUUCUACAUGACGACAAUGGCGUCGCUGCCAUCAUCUGCGUCCCACGAUCACCACCCCAGCCGGCCUCGACCUCGCAACAUCCAGCUUACACGGAGUUCGAGCCAUGAUCAACCCAAGACCGCCGACCUCAAUCGACCACUGCCCCCGCCUCCUGUCACUGCUGCGGCCGAGACAUUUGAGAUUCCUACCCUGCGUCGAAAACCCCUCCCUGAUUCACCAGAUUCUGGUACCGCAAAGCUCAACCACAGUCGUUCCUUCAGUCACCCCUUCCCGUCCAUCUUUGGUUCCAAAAAGGCGGAGAAGAAGAACAAGCAUGGCAUUGACUUUGAUGGAGCACGCGAUACUCGGCACGAAGAAGGAAAUAUGAAGCAACAUGCCGCUGAAGCGUCCGUGCCACGGGGUGAUCGCCAGCCCGUCACCGGGAAGUGUAUGACCUGCGAUUCAACCGUCCGGUGGCCGCAAGGGCUUAAGGUGUUCCGAUGCACAACCUGUCUGACUAUCAACGAUCUUGAAUACAACCCCGAGACCAAAGAUGAUGCCCAAGCAUCGGCAGCUGGGCCCUCGUCCCAGCGCAAAGUCGUCCCUAUGUCGGUCGAGAGGACGAGAACCCUGCUUGAUCGCUGUCUCAGACACUACCUCGAGUCUCGUAUUGAGCACGACGAGGCUUUUACACCUACGCACUCAAUUCCGAUCGAAAAUCACUCGCCAGCCGAGGACUCCUUUCUGUUGGACGGAACCCCGCCAGAAGGCGUCUUGUAUGGACAGUUCAACGACGAACAGGACUCUCCGCCACCUUCGCCGCACCUCGGUAUAAAACCACGAAGCCCUUCAGAGGAGUCCAACCUGUCUCCCCGUUACCCCAUAAGGCAUGGCGGGCCAUCCUUUGUUCAAGGUCAUCCUACCGACCCCUUCAACUCGUUCGCACCGACCCACCACAGGCCCCAGGACGCCAGAGGACGCCAAUCUUCUGAGCCUGUACAGCAUUCAGCCACGUUACUCAGAUCUGAUGUUUUUCGUCUAGUUGAAAACUAUAUUGCUGGCUGUUUCGUCGGAUGUGCCACGUUAAACCAGUCUUUCCUCACCCCCCGACCGCCUCAAGAACAUAAACCUAGGUCCGGUUCAGGAACACAACAAAGGCGACAAUUAUCUGAACCAGCUUCUGCUCCAGUGGUCGAACCUGACGUCUUCUUGUCCGAGCUUGACGCCAAAACUUUGCUUCUUGGCGACGUUGCGGAGAACGGGUCGUGGUGGUUGGGCGCCCCGAGUGGCCGUGUGGCCAUGUCAGGAAAGGAACCUCAUCAUCAGCGAGACAGGUCGCCAGAAAAGACCCGCAGUUCCGCAAGUGCGAGAAAUCCUAGGAUCAAUUGGCUCGAACUUGCCGAAUGGUAUCGUCUAGUCAUAUACGCAGGCGAUCUUUGGGAACAACGGUGGCACGAACUGAGGUCGAGGUUGACAGAUCCCAAGGCACAGCAGCGCUGGCAUUCGACCUCUUUGGAGAGUAUUCAGCGAGAUAUCAUUGAGUCCCGAAUACACCUACAGCGGAGCUUAUUGAAGAUUACAGAGAAUCUCUUGAAACGGCCCAGGCAACCGUUGAAGCAUCCCGAGGAUUGUCGAUUCUUGUUGAUGCUUCUGGCUAACCCGUUGUUGACACCUGCGAGACUGGAGACAGGAAAGAUGUUUGGGGUUACAAUACCCCAUCCACCCAUACCUGGGGGAAAACAAGUUGACGACAAAGCCCGUGACUCGCCGUCGAAACGUGUUCCAAGCAAUGGCAGACGACCGGGAAGUCUCGGCCACCAUUCCGGCAUAAUAAAGCGGAUAUUAGGCCUGAUGGCCAAUCUCUCGAACGAAAACCACCAAUAUCUUGUGUCAUGGUUUUCUAGAUACUCUGACGGCCACUUCCAAAGGACGGUGGAGAUGGUGGGCAGUUUCGUAAGUUACAGACUGUCUCGACAACAGAAAAUGCCUGCCCACGAACUCAUCAAUCCCACGGAGGGGCUGGUUCCCAGCUUCUCUGACUCUGGGAUGCACCACGCCUCUCAAAUUCACGCUGCACUAGGAGGCAGACCUUCUUCCACUUCGGCAGGCAAGUCUGACGGGAAGCCCAAGCUGUCUUCAUACGGUGAAGAUUGGCAAAUCCGCGUGGCCGCAAGGGUCAUGGCCUUGCUGUUCCACGCGAAUGUGGGUCACACUGCGCGGAAGAGGGAUGCCUUUGCGGCGCACGAGCAAAGGCUGCAGAGUCCAGGUCUCAAUGCCAAGUAUCACGCGUACUCUCAUGGUCAGAUCAUACCGAUCAGCAACUUCUACAACACGAUGCUAGACUAUGCAGAUCUUGUGGCCGACUUUGAAACUUGGGAGACAACCAAGACAAAGUUUACCUUCUGCCAAUAUCCUUUUUUUCUGAGCAUAUAUGCGAAAAUCCACAUCCUCGAGCACGAUGCCCGAAGGCAGAUGGAAAUCAAAGCAAGGGAGGCCUUCUUUGACAGCAUUCUCAGUCGCAAAGCUGUCAGCCAGUACCUCAUCCUCAAAGUUCGACGAGAAUGUCUGGUUGAGGAUAGUCUCCGAAGCGUUUCUGAGGUGGUCGGAUCUGGCGGCAGUGACAUCAAGAAAGGCCUGCGCAUCGAUUUUCAGGGAGAAGAAGGGGUCGAUGCAGGCGGUCUCCGCAAGGAAUGGUUCCUGUUGCUGGUGAGAGAGAUAUUUGAUCCUCAUCACGGCCUGUUCGUUUAUGACGACGAUUCUCUAUACUGCUACUUCAACCCCUUUUGCUUCGAAUCCUCUGAGCAGUUCUUCCUGGUUGGGGUGUUGGUCGGACUGGCCAUUUACAACUCGACUAUUUUGGACGUGGCGUUCCCUCCAUUCGUGUUCAAGAAGAUGUUAGCUUCAGCGCCUUCAACCAGCGACAAGUUGUCAUCGAUUCCCAAGGUUGGCCACGGGUUCACCCUCGAAGAUUUGGCCGAGUUCCGACCUGCUUUGGCGCGAGGCUUCAGGCAGCUGCUCGAAUUUGAGGGCGACGUUGAGGAGACGUUCUGUCGCGACUUUGUGGCUGAAAUGGACCGCUAUGGCGAUGUUGUUCAGGUGCCUCUGUGUCCCGGCGGCGAGAAACGAGCAGUGACCAACUCGAAUCGACGAGAAUUUGUCGAUCUCUACAUCCAUUAUCUGCUCGACACGGCUGUGGCGAGACAGUACGAACCGUUUAAACGCGGCUUCUUCACUGUCUGUGGAGGCAAUGCGCUAUCCUUGUUCCGACCCGAAGAGAUCGAACUUCUCGUACGAGGUUCUGAUGAACCACUUGACAUCGCUAGCUUGCGCGCGGUUGCAACAUACGAAGGCUGGCCCAAGCAGGAAGGACCGCCCGAACAGCAACCCCAGGUCGUCUGGUUUUGGGACUUUUUCGCACGCGUAUCACCCGUGGAUCAACGGAAAAUCCUGAGCUUCAUUACCGCAAGCGAUCGGAUUCCGGCCAUGGGAGCCACAAACCUGGUAAUCCGCAUCCAGUUAAUUCGCGCCAAGGAGGAGAUGGAUGACUUUGGAAGGCCAACAAAUAAACCGGUGGAGAGAUUUCCCAUCGCGAGAACAUGCUUUAAUACUCUGAGUCUGUAUCGGUAUGCGUCGAGGGAGAAGUUGGAAGAGAAGCUCUGGAUGGCGGUGCAGGGGAGUGAAGGAUUCGGUUUGAAGUAGAUCCUGUGGUUAUGCACUGGGCUGAUACACGAUAUGGGCGAGACAAGUGGCGGAUGCGAAGGAACGGAGAUGGAGCUCACCAUGCUCUCUGUGUUGGAUCAUGUUUCACGCAUUUCUCUGGGUUUGAUUCGGGAGCGUCGGCGCUGGUGGGGGAAAUCUGCGAGCUGAAGCAUUUGACCGGCCCCGCAGAUUCAUUGGGAAACAGGCGCAGCUUGUCAGCGCCGUAGGGGAACGAAGUCGGGAAUUUUGGACUCGCUCGAUGGUUUCUCUUAUACGGGCACCUCGACCAGGAGCAUUCUGUGGCGCCGCAUGGCUUUGCACGCUGGUUCCAUUGGGUCCAGCAGGGGGGCAAUGAAAGACACCUCUGGCUCUGGGAUAUAAGAAAAGUAGAACCAUUCAUGCUGUCACGAGUAUAGGAAUGCAUAGCGAUCACAGCAUUGUUUCCCGGCCCGUAGACGAGCGGCUAGAAAAAUGCCAGUGUUAUUUAAUCGACGUGGCUUAGUGAUGGGUAUAUGGAUAUACCUUGUGGGUGUUUGGAUGUGGCAGUCGGUGGCCAUAGG